GCUUACUAAACACAUCCGUCACAUUUGACAUUUCGCUGAAACUUUGCAUUGUUUAUUGCCGAAAGCAGGUGUGAUUUAAAUUCAUUUAAAAUCAAAUAAUUAAUUAAUAAUACCAUAAUAAAAUGGCUGCAAAAGUUUCAUCAGGCAAUAAUAAAGUUUUCCAAGCGGACGAUGUGCACAUCUCAUUUGAAGACCAACAGAAAAUUAAUCGUUUCGCAAAGCACAAUGCUCGAAUGGACGAUCUCAAAAUGGAGUUGGAUAUGAAAAAGAACGAUUUAAAGAGUGUCGAGGAGGCGCUGGAUGAAAUCGAGCUUUUCGACGAAGACGAAGAGAUUCCUUUCUUGUUUGGUGAAGUUUUUCUAACCCACAAAUUAACAAAAACACAGGAAUUAUUGGCUGAAGUUAAAGAGCAAACAUUGAAGGAAAUUGCGGCUAUUGAAGUAAAAGCCAACGAAAUUAAAGCCGAAAUGAAUGAACUGAAGUCACAUCUGUAUCAACGUUUUGGCAGCAAUAUAUCAUUAGAGAGCGAAGAUUAAUUUGUGUGAUAUAACGUGAUGUAACGUCAAUAAUUGGUCAGCAACUAAUGUUGAAUCAAACGAAUGUCAAACUUAAUAUUCAUUAUAAAAUAUUACAACAUCAAAAUUAAAUUAAAUAUUCAUAACUUAAAACUA
Molecule: messenger RNA, 671 nt
Organism: Zeugodacus cucurbitae (melon fly)
Lineage: Eukaryota; Metazoa; Arthropoda; Insecta; Diptera; Tephritidae
Gene: Pfdn4
Product: probable prefoldin subunit 4
Exons: 3
Coding region: 123-536 (137 amino acids)
Biological process (GO): protein folding
Cellular component (GO): cytoplasm; prefoldin complex
Source: RefSeq, a predicted model, not a curated record